Molecule: messenger RNA, 2443 nt
Organism: Punica granatum (pomegranate)
Lineage: Eukaryota; Viridiplantae; Streptophyta; Magnoliopsida; Myrtales; Lythraceae
Source: RefSeq, a predicted model, not a curated record
UCGUGGGGAAUAAUUCUUAUUUGACUGUCGAUCUUGAGUCAAUGUUCUCACUUCCCUGGCCUGGAUUAGAGAAAUUAGAUAUCCAUGGCACUCGAGUUCUGGGCUCCAUCCCGGGCUCAAUCUCAAAUGCAACCUCUCUACUUUAUUUUGCAGCAUAUAAUUGCUUGAUUCAAGGUCCUCUUCCUUCUUCCAUGACAAACAUGUCGAGAUUGGAGGUUUUACUGCUCAACUUCAAUGGCUUAACAGGUCAAAUUCCUGAAAUUUCAGGCAUGAGAAGCCUCAGGAAACUGUCUCUAAUGCAGAAUACACUUGAAGGUGCCAUCCCCGCCUCAAUUUGCAGCCUCUCCUCUCUCCAGUACCUCACUUUGGCAAGUAACUCAUUGACUGGAACAUUACCCGAAUGCAUUGGAGAUCUCCAAAAUCUCGAACGCAUCUCUAUCGGCAUCAACAAGAUGAAUGGCUCGAUCUCUUCACUGCGUUCUUUGUCCAGGAAUUCCACACUUGCUUUUAUGGGCCUAGGAUUCGCUGGGCUAUCCCUUUUGGACCAAACUUCAGUACCAAAAAACUUCAACCCCAGAGUAUUAAGCCUAAGGUCGUGUCAGCUCAAAGGUAACAUCCCAGAAUUUAUUUCCAACUUAACCAACCUCCAGAUGUUAAUGCUGGGAUACAACAGCCUCUCUGGAAAUAUACCCGAUUGGCUUUUCAGUAUGCCAAACUUGGGUUACCUAGACCUCUCCUUCAACAAUUUACAGGGAGUUCUCCCGCCGAGCAUUCAGCUUAAGAAGUUUUUUGGACCGACAUCGUUGCUUGUUUCUAACAACCAUCUCCAUGGUAGCAUUCCCAUCCUAGGCCCAAACAUGGACUUAGCUGAUCUGUCUUGGAACAAUUUUACUGGUAAAAUUCCUGCACGUUCGGAGCUCGGGAAAUUGAUAUACUUAUCGCUCUCAGGAAACAAACUAUCAGAUCAAAUUCCUCUUUCCUGGUGUGAAGCAGAAGACAGUUUCAUGUUCCUGGAUCUUUCCAGCAAUGACCUGUCGGGGCCCCUCCCUUUGAGCUUGAGCAGCUGCGAAUCCCUCAUUUUUCUUAACCUUAGCAGCAAUCACUUUGCUGGAAACAUCCCUGUGGAUCUCUUCAAGGAUGCAAGUAACCUGAGAUUUCUUGCACUGGACAACAACCUUUUUGAUGCCAGAUUUCCUAGGUUCAUCCAAAGCCUGGAAAAACUGGAGGUGCUCAAAAUUGGGAGCAAUCGACUUCAAGGGCCGGUCCCUCCGUUCAUCGGCAGCCUAAGGAGUCUCAAAAUCCUCAUCCUGGAGAAUAACUUCUUUAAUGGUUCAAUCCCUGAAGAGAUAACAAAUCUGAACAAGCUUCAGUAUUUGGACUUCUCGAAUAACAAUUUCUCAGGUCCCAUGCCCGAGAAACUGAGUUCCAUGACAAUGCUCGGGUCCCGAUUCAAAGAAGGGACCAUUCUGGGUUACGUUUUCUCUUCCGGGUAUGCUGGAGUCCAGCUAAGUAUGGUAACCAAGGGAUCCCUCUAUCAGUUCCGGGUGGUCCGGGAAUACCUCACAGGGAUCGAUCUGUCUGGUAAUUCUCUGACCGGAAACAUACCAUCGGAGAUAGGAAUCUUACAAGGGCUUUACAUGCUCAAUCUUUCACACAACUCUCUUUCGGGUCCCAUCCCCGAAAGCAUUGGCAAUAUGAGCAGCUUAGAGUCACUCGACCUCAGUUUCAAUCAGCUGAAUAGAGAAAUCCCAAGAACAUUAACUCUGAUAGACUCUCUCUCCGUAUUCAACCUGUCCUACAACAACCUCACCGGAAAAAUCCCGUCAGGGUCUCAUUUCGAUACUCUGUCCUUAGAUGGGUCGGCUUACAUCGGGAACAGGUUCCUGUGUGAGGCUCCUGAUGGAAUUAAUUGCACUGAUACUCCAUCGAAUCAUGGGGAAGAUAAGGUUGAUGAUCCUGGUGAUGAUGAGAAGGGGUUGCUCUACAUGUUCGUGAUAAUUGGAUAUGGACUCGGGAUUAUUGUCCCACUCAUGGCCUUGUACUUGAACCUGGAUUGGAGGAGGAAUUACUGGCGAAAAAUUGAUAGUAUUGUCAUGAGAACAAUCCAUAUGUUCGGACAGGGUCGUAGGUAGAAUUUUCUAUAGUGAAUGAAGUGAAUUUUCUCUUGAACUCUUCUUUUCAGUUCCUUCAUUCAGUUCAUAUGCGGUGUUUAUAUUCUUAUUUUUUUAAUCUUCAUUUCUCGUCCUAUGAAGUAUUUUAGAUCGGAAAAAAAAAAGCGCAAUUUAGAAUUACGUGCGUCGUGCUAAAAUAUGUAUAUGACAUCCGGUGAAUCAUCAUGGACAAAAGCUUACAACUAAAUGGGCAUAACGUAAAACAUUUUGCAGUGAAACAGACAAACCGAAUCCUAUGACCGAACAAAACGAACAGAGAUGGUCUCGUGUUU